AUGGCGUCGUUGCGUCGAGCUGUUCGUGGCGAUUUUGAGAUUCUAAUUUCGAGAUCUCUGUGCAGUCGUACAGUUAAGAACCGGGAAUUGCUAAGAAUGCUGCAAUGGAUGGGAGGAUCGAGGCGGAAAGUGGCCGCUUCACACACGUCAGUGAAGAAGAGGCAAAAACAAUACUUUGAGCAGAGGAGACAGCAACAGCAUCAGCUCUCAGUUGGGCCUGAGAGCUGUACUAAUGAUAGAAACAACAGUAACCAACACUUAAGAGAACACCAAUCUCUGGACAUUCUCAAUUUCUUGAACUUGUCAACUACUGCGACUCCUGAAUGCAAACCUUCUUGUCCAGAAGAUGGAAUGGAAGAUCUGGAUUCUGAUUUCUACAGCAUUAAGGACAACAUUGCAGGAGUAGGUAAGGUCUCCAAACUCAUGAUCUGUGAAUCUGGUCCUGUUCUGGUCAUUUUGCAUGUAAAUUUCGAUGCUUCGCUGUCUUAUAGGACUUCGUUUAGUGUUCCUGACAACCAGAAAAAUGAAUUAAAGAAAGCAGACACCACAGCGGAUCUGAUGGAUGGCACAGAGCGGAAGUUAUCUGUCUUUGAUUUGGUUGGUGAUGAUCAUACAACAACCAACCUGGAAGAAUGUUCUCCAUCUGAGGCUCACAUGGCAUUUUCAGUUGAAGGAUUAGGUAAAAUAAACACGGAAACUCCGGUUAAUUCUCCACAACCAUCAGACAGAAACUUUGCGUACCGAUGCUCCUCUCCAUGGAAGGACGCUGGUCAACCAGAUACAUCAAACGUCAGGCAAAGGCUCAACGAGUUUGAGAAGGAAGUGGACACACUAAUUGAAAGUAGCAACAUGUUCCAAGAUGACAGCCCUUACAGGUCUCCAGUUGGCAUACAUGGUAACGAUGGGGGCAGAAAGCAAAAACUGCGCACUUUCAGUGAUCACUUGCACAAACCAUAUGUCAACGACUCAAGAAGCUACUUCUGUGACGUUUCAGAUUUCAACAAAAGCAGGGUCUUCGAUGAAAACGAGUGGAACGCUAAGCCCACCUUUCUUGAUGACCGGGAAGGCAGUUUUCACUGGAAGGAUCAACAGCCAUGCCAGGAAAAUGUAAACCUUAAUUUCAUGAAUUAUGGAAACGAUUAUACUGACAGUCGCUCUUCUGAAGAACACCAUGGGACAAACAAGAGGGAUUACCUGGAAACGACCUGGAGGUCUAACAUCGAAGAUUCACCAGUUCGAAGACCACUGCGUUUAGAAAGGACCAUCGAUCAUCCAACAAUUGCUAAGGCAGCCUAUUUCAAAUCCCCGGAUAACUUUGAUUUUGACAAUGUAUUUGACCAACCGGUUUGGUCAUCCAUUGUACCGGAGGAAGAUAAAGACAGCCAUAGUUUGCGUAGCGAAGAAUCUUGCUCGUCUAGUGCAGUUUGGGCCAAUGAAACGCCCAUUCCACAGUUUAAAACCAAGAAAAAACAGAGGAAGAGGGAAAUUAAUUCGUUUGGAAAAGACAAGAACUAUCUGAAGAAUAACCUCUUCCAAGAAUCAUGGGAAGAUUGGGAUGUGGAUGAUCAACAUUUGAAUACAAAAGUUGGGUCUGGAAAGCAAGUCAGACUAUCAAAGCCAGGAAAUUUGAAAUCCACCAGUCAGAGAGAGUCCUCUUUCCGUGGUGGUGGUGGUCUCGAUGCGCCUUACAAUUGGUUUGCAGAAGGAUUUACAGCUGCAGGCAUUAGCUCAGAUAUUACAACCGAGAGAGACAAACCAUAUCCUAUCCUAAACCCCGAGGUCGGUAGAUCGCACUGGCGUCAAUCUCGAGCCCCUGAUUUUCCCAAGUUUUCAGUAGGAGGCACUGGAGAGGAUGAUGAUGAACACGACUAUGUGAACUGUUCAUCAGCAAACCAUAAAUCUAAACUAGCAGGAGAUAUCUGCAGCUUUGAGAGUGACACGUUAUCAGAGAACGAUAAUGAGCAAAGCAAAGAAGUAAAUCGCCCUAAAAGUCAGGGAGAUGAGACCUCAUCAUCCGUUGCAAAGAGCCUCUCAGACGAAAAUGAGUAUGUACGACGUAACCCGAAGAAGGAAGUCAUGGAAGCUCGGCAACAAGGAAACAGAGAAACAGGAGAAAAGACAAGUAGAGACUCGUUCCAACAAUUGAUAAUGCUGGAAAGGCGCACGCUUCAACUCGUUUGUUUAAACAAGACAUUGCUCCUUGGCACUUUAAAAACAUAGGUAAGAGAAUUUCAUAUCCUUUCUUGUAUCUUUAGUUCAAGUUAUCACCAAAUCUGAAAUCCAAAAAUUCAUAUGUUUCUUGGGCAUAAGGCCCAAGGGAUUAAGGGAAUGUGCAAUUUUUUUUGGUAAUUUUUCGUUGAGCAUGUACUAUAGGUUACACAGAUUUAAAAAAUCAACCGUAUCUUGUUCUCCAUAUUAGCGUUUAGCGUUUGCACCUAAUUUUUCAUGCAACCGUGUUUGUCAACUGUCAUGAGUCCUUCAUUAGUCAUUUACCCACGUUGUCUUUAGAGUCUUUACUAUUUUGAGACGCUUUUGUGGGUCUGUGCAUAAGCGCAAAUACAAUCACAUAAAACACGUUUUGACCAAAUUUAG
Thlaspi arvense is the source of this 2592-nucleotide messenger RNA. The record is from the annotation of a GenBank genome assembly. NCBI's taxonomy places the organism in Eukaryota, Viridiplantae, Streptophyta, Magnoliopsida, Brassicales, Brassicaceae.